Messenger RNA from Sceloporus undulatus (fence lizard), 3332 nucleotides. RefSeq names its product potassium inwardly rectifying channel subfamily J member 16 (gene KCNJ16). Gene Ontology annotation, cellular component: plasma membrane. The transcript has 2 exons. The record is from RefSeq and is a predicted model, not a curated record. Gene Ontology annotation, molecular function: inward rectifier potassium channel activity. NCBI's taxonomy places the organism in Eukaryota, Metazoa, Chordata, Lepidosauria, Squamata, Phrynosomatidae. The coding region runs from base 251 to 1525 and encodes 424 amino acids. Gene Ontology annotation, biological process: potassium ion import across plasma membrane; regulation of monoatomic ion transmembrane transport.
AGACAGAAAAGGCUAACUGAGCUGUGUUGCCUUCUGGAUUGGGGUGGGGAUAUAACUGAGAAAAUUAAGAAGAGCACAGUUUUGUUCCAAAUCAGUAACUGCUAUGGUUCUAGCUAGCAAGCAAUCCUGGUGCUGCUGGUGGUAACCGCCCUCUUGGCGAACAAACUGGUUAUAAAAGAAGAGAGGGAGAAACCAGUUGGUUAUUGAUAUUUUUACACGUGACUAAUCACCAGCCUUCAGACUCAAAAACAUGGCUGAGCCUGGUGAUAGCCAUAAACUUAUAAACAUGGAAGUAAAUCAACUUAGACACUCGCAGAGUUGUGAAGAAACAACUUCAGUGGGGCUGAAAAGAAUGCAAAAGCGAUUUCUCCAGAAAGAUGGAAGCUGCAAUGUAUACUUCAAACACAUCUUUGGGGAGUGGGAAAGCUAUGUGACUGAUAUUUUCACCACAUUAGUGGAUAUUCAAUGGCGUCACAUGUUUGUGAUUUUCUCAUUGUCCUACGUCCUUUCUUGGUUGUUCUUUGGCUUGGUCUUCUGGCUGAUUGCACUCCAGCAUGGUGACUUAUCCCUUGAUAAAGAAGUGACCCCUUGCGUUGAUAAUGUCCAUAGUUUCACAGGGGCUUUCUUGUUCUCUCUUGAAACACAGACAACCAUUGGCUAUGGAUCUCGUUGUGUCACUGAAGAAUGCUCAGCAGCAAUCCUCACAGUUAUCCUUCAAUCAGUUUUAGGUUGCAUCAUUGACACAUUCAUCAUUGGAGCUGCCUUGGCCAAAAUGGCAACUGCCCGAAAACGAGCUCAGACAAUCCGCUUCAGCUAUUAUGCUACAGUAGGUUUAAGAGAUGGCAAGCUAUGUCUGAUGUGGCGUGUGGGUGAUUUCCGUCCUAAUCAUAUGGUGGAAGGUACAGUGAGAGCCCAGCUCUUGCGAUAUGUGGAAGACAGACUGGGGAGAAUGGCAAUGGAAUACAAAGAUUUAAAACUGUUAAAUGACCAGAUCAUUGUUGCUACUCCAGUGACCAUUGUACACGAAAUCAACCAAGAUAGCCCAUUGUAUGAACUAGAUAGGAAAGCUCUAGCUAGAGAUAACUUUGAGAUCCUGGUGACAUUUGUUUACACUGGAGAUUCAACAGGGACAUCACAUCAGUCAAGGAGUUCAUAUGUGCCUCGAGAAAUCCUUUGGGGCCACAGAUUCAAUGAUGUUCUGCAAAUGAAGAAAAAAUACUACAAAGUUAACUGCCUCCAGUUUGAAGAAACCACAGAGGUUUAUGCUCCUUUUUGUAGUGCAAAGCACCUAGAGAGGAAGGAACAAGAAUACACAACUUUUGAAAAGGCCUCAGAUGGGGAACCUGGAACAUCUUCAGCAUUAUCAGGACUCAGAAUGCGGUCAUUCAGUGCAGAUGCUUUAAUCAUCCAUUCGGAAACAUCAGAUGAAUCACCCAAAGUUUCUAAUCAAGUCAAUACAAUGGAGGUACCAUAUGAUAGGGCUCUGGUGACUUUAAGCAGAAUCUCAAUGGAAUCCCAGAUCUAGAAAUCUGUGGUCAUGGCUGUUGUGAUCUUUUUGCAGGGUGGUGGCAUUUUUCAAGCGCACAAGUUUUACUUAGCCGUCAGGUCAUAAAUGCAAGAAACAACUCACAACUUCACUUAAUAACUAUUUUUGUUUCAUAGAUAAGUCAACUGUUACUUAUUUCCUUUAAAAUUACUCUUCUUUGGAAGUUAUAAAUUUUUGUAGACCAAUAAUAUAAUUCUAAAAAAAAUGCUCAGCAGUGCUCAGUUGAAAGGUAAUCUGGUGACAGAAAAGAAUCUUGAAAGAUUGUUUGAAUUUAAUCAAUCUGUGUCCCAUGUAAUCAUAUCAUUUAGAUAUAUUAAUGUUGAAAUGUGUGCUUAAGAGUGAUGUCCAAGAAAUUUUUUAGCAAUUUCAAAUUAAUAUAUACAUGCAUAUUGCAGAGAUUAUAUCCUUAUUUUUGAAACUUUUGAUAAUUUUGGUUUUGAUGCUUCUCAACAUGUUAGUCUUCUCUUGAGCAAAUGUAUUUCUCUUUAUAAAAACACUCAGAUCUGAGUCAUUUUCUCUGUCUUUUGGCAGUUUCAAAUACAGUGGGGCCUCCUUAUCUGAUUUAAACAUCCACAGAGAGCAAGCCUCUUGUUGCCACCAUGCCACCAUUAAGAAUGGUUCCUGUUGUUGCCUGCUGAGGGAGUUUUAGCCCUUCCUGUCACAGCCUCAUCCCUCAGCCCAGGGUCAUCAUGAAGAGCCCAAGAAGAAGAAGAGGAGGAGGCGAAAGCUAAAGAGAGGUUGUCCUCAGGGUCCCCUUUACCCUGGAGGCUGCCUCCUUCUUCUCCUCCUCCUCCUCCUCCUCCAGAUAGACAAUAAAGCACCCUCCUUCAACUUUCUUGGCUUCCAAUGGCAGGGCCAGAGCUCUCUGAGGCAAGACUGGACUUGAUUCACCUUUUGUUUGCCUCCAAAGAGCUCCUCAGUAACUUGGGGGGAGAAGAAAAAGUGUGGGAGAGCAGCUCUUCAGAAAGACACACCACCACCACCCCAUUUCUUUCUUCAUCUCUUGGCUACCUUGGGCUGGCUUUUCUCCUCUUGGCCACCUGGCCACCCAUGGUGGGAGGAGCCAUGCAGGUUGGUCCCUGCCAAUCCCUGCCUGCCCUCCUCCUCCUCAACUGGCUGAGUGGGGUUGGGGGGCAGCAUGGCCUGGGCAUCCAACCCUUUCCACCAUGGCUCAACUGCUCCAGGAGUGUAGUGGUGGCAAUGCUCCUCCUCGCAUGGCCCUGACCAGCUCCAAAUGGAGCCCAAAGCCCCCAGCUAGCCCCCACCUUUUCACCAGAUUCUCCACAUGCCCCUUGGUAGGCUUGGCCAGGCCUCAACACCCUCCUUCCCCACCUCUGCCUCCCCAUCAGAGGACCUUAUCAGAAGAAGCUUACCUAAGAACAAUGGGACUUGAGCAUCCGUACUUUUGGCAUCCAUGUGUGUAUAGGAUCCAGAAUGGAUCUCCCACGGAUACCGAAGUCCCACUGUAAAAUACAUUGAGUCCUGCAUUAAUUGGGGGGGGGGGGGUAACAGAGAUUUUGAAAAAUCUUGCCAAAAUCACAAUUUGAUGAUACUUCCUUUGCUUGCACUUUACUAAUGUUAAUUCAUGAUUUAAUUACUGUAUGUUUCAUGUGAGCAGAUAAGGACAAUGCUCAAAUCUAUGGAUUGAGGAUUUCCAUUUUAUAUGUUUCCAUAAUGUAAUUAUUCUGUGUGCAGAAUAACUUUAAAAUUUGUUUUGCAUAUUUGAAAAAAAAAGUUUUUAACAUAGAGAGGAUGAUGUAAAGGUGUGAUUUAAAAUUAAUAUAUA